Cercocebus atys (sooty mangabey) is the source of this 1864-nucleotide messenger RNA. It is a transcript of the gene STARD3NL, whose product is annotated as STARD3 N-terminal like. The transcript has 11 exons. The record is from RefSeq and is a predicted model, not a curated record. NCBI's taxonomy places the organism in Eukaryota, Metazoa, Chordata, Mammalia, Primates, Cercopithecidae. The coding region runs from base 252 to 1094 and encodes 280 amino acids.
UCGACGUCAGCGUGCUGACGUCACGGGCCGGAGGUCCCGGGGCUGCUGGGUGCGGGCGGUGGGCUGCACGUCGCCCGCUGGACUGUGUCCCGGGUCCCGCCCCGCCAAGCCCCGCCCCUCAGGCCGGGGCGCGACCGCUGAGCCGCAGUUCCCGGGCCAACCUGGGGCGGCCGGCCAGGAACCACCCGUUGAGGUGUCUUCUCUUUAGGGAUGGUGAGGUUGGAAAAAGGCUCCUGUAACCCUCCUCCAGGAUGAACCACCUGCCAGAAGACAUGGAGAACGCUCUCACCGGGAGCCAGAGCUCCCAUGCUUCUCUGCGCAACAUCCAUUCCAUCAACCCCACACAACUCAUGGCCAGGAUUGAGUCCUAUGAAGGAAGGGAAAAGAAAGGCAUAUCUGAUGUCAGGAGGACUUUCUGUUUGUUUGUCACCUUUGACCUCUUAUUUGUAACGUUACUGUGGAUAAUAGAGUUAAAUAUCAAAUGGAAAGAUGUAUACAGCAGCCCCUUUGAAGAUACAAAGGUCUGCGCAAUUACAGGAGGUCAGGGGAGCCGUGGCCUUCCAAGACCUAAGACUGUGGAGAGUGAUCAGAAAGUGAGGGAGUCCUGGAUAAAGGUGAAUGGAGGCAUUGAGAACACAUUAGAGAAGGAGGUGAUGCAGUAUGACUACUAUUCUUCGUAUUUUGAUAUAUUUCUUUUGGCAGUUUUUCGAUUUAAAGUGUUAAUACUUGCAUAUGCUGUGUGCAGAUUGCGCCACUGGUGGGCAAUAGCGUUGACAACGGCAGUGACCAGUGCCUUUUUACUAGCAAAAGUGAUCCUUUCAAAGCUUUUCUCUCAAGGGGCUUUUGGCUAUGUGCUGCCCAUCAUUUCAUUCAUCCUUGCCUGGAUUGAGACAUGGUUCCUGGAUUUCAAAGUGUUACCUCAAGAAGCAGAGGAAGAAAACAGACUCCUGAUAGUUCAGGAUGCUUCAGAGAGGGCAGCACUUAUACCUGGUGGUCUUUCUGAUGGUCAGUUUUAUUCCCCUCCUGAAUCUGAAGCAGGAUCCGAAGAAGCUGAAGAAAAACAGGACAGCGAGAAACCACUUUUAGAACUAUGAGUACUACUUUUGUUAAAUGUGAAAAACCCUCACAGAAAGUCAUCGAGGCAAAAAGAGGCCGGCAAUCGAGUCUGCCUGUUGACAGUAAAGUUGAAAUGGUGACGUCCACUGCUGGCUUUAUUGAACAGCUAAUAAAGAUUUAUUUAUUGUAAUACCUCACAGACAUUGUACCAUAUCCAUGUACAUUUAGUCACCUGCCUGUGGCCGGUAAGGUAAUGUCAUGAUUCAUCCUCUCUUCAGUGAGACUGAGUCUGAUGUGUUAACGAAUAGGUGAAGAAAGUCUUGUGCUGUAUUCCUAAUCAAAAGACUUAAUAUAUUGAAAUAACACUUUUUUAGUAAGCAAGAUACCUUUUUAUUUCAGUUCAUAGAAUGGAAUUUUUUUGUUUCAUGUCUCAGAUUUAUUUUGUAUUUCUUUUUUUAACACCCUACAUUUCCCUUGUGUUUUUUAACUCAUGCACAUGUGCUCUUUGUACAGUUUUAAAAAGUGUAAUAAAAUCCAACGUGUCAAUGUGGCUAGCUUUUUUCUUGUUUUGCAUUAUGUAUGUGGUCUGAAGUGUUGGACCUGCAAAAGGGGAAGAAAGAGGGAUUGCGAAUACAUGUAAAAUGUCACCAGACAUUUGUAUUGUUUUUAUCAUGAAAUCAUGUUUUUCUCUGAGAUUGUUCUGAAAUGUUCUAAAUACUCUUAUUUUGAAUGCACAAAAUGACUUAAACCAUUCAUAUCAUGUUUCCUUUGCGUUCAGCCAAUUUCAAUUAAAAUGAACUAAAUUAUA